CCAGUCAACCCGCCCCCUCUGCCUUCGCUCCAUACUAUACAGCGGCAGCCACCAGUGCUCCUCCCCACCCCACCCCCCGCUCGCGCUCACUCCUUGGCUCGCUCGGUCAGUAGUGGUAGGCCGGCAGGAAGGCUCCCGCUCCCGGCCCACUCACAGCUGCCUGCCAUCGACAACGCGCGCGCGCGCACGGGAGCGUGCGGUGUCCGCUGUUUCCAUGGCUCCAUCCCGCGCCGGCGCCGGCGCCGUGCUGCCCGUGGUGGUGGCGCUCCUCCUCGGCGUCGCCGCCACCACCGGUGGCGCCAGGAAGAUGGCGUCCCACGGCGAGGUAAAGAUUGGUUUGAUGAAACCCAGAAGGGGAUGGAAAACCAAGAAAAAUCGAUGAAGGGUGGGAGACUGGACGAAGGGAUGAUGGGAAUAAAAUUGGGCGCGAAUCUCAAGGCAUCUCCUGGCGCGCCUGCGGCCGGCGGCUCGGCGGACCAGUUCCGGGGGAAGGCGCGGCUGCCGAGCUUCGCCGCGCCGCGCCGCUACGAGCUCUUCCUCCGCCCCGACCUCGUCGCCUGCACCUUCUCCGGCUCGGUGGCCAUCUCCGUCGCCGUCUCCGCGCCCACCCGCUUCCUCGUGCUCAACGCCCUCGACCUCUCCGUCAACCGCACCUCCAUCCGCUUCCAGGUAAGGGGAAUGAGAAGGAAAAUGAAAUUCCUCGAGACCUCGCCCUGUCCUCAUCGUCCUUCGCCGGCACGGUUGUCGCAGGCUUUGGAGCCCACGGAGGUGGUGUUCUUCAAGGAUGACGGUGUGUUGGUGCUCGGGUUCGCCAAGCAGCUGCCCCUCGGCGAGGGCCUGCUCAAGAUGGACUUCAACGGCAUUCUUAACGACCAGAUGAGAGGCUUCUACAGGAGUAAGUACCAGUAUAAGGGGAAAGAGAGAAACAUGGCGGUGACGCAGUUUGAGUCUGUGGAUGCGCGGCGGUGCUUCCCCUGCUGGGAUGAGCCCGCAUUCAAGGCUAAGUUCAAGCUAACACUUGAAGUUCCAUCUGAGCUGGUAGCACUGUCCAACAUGCCAGUAGGUAACGCGACAUUUGCUGGUCCUAUCAAAACUGUGCGUUACCUGGAAUCGCCACCUAUGUCAACUUAUUUAGUGGCCAUAGUUGUCGGUUUGUUUGAAUAUGUAGAGGGUAUGACAACAAAAGGCACGAGAGUUCGUGUGUACACUCAAAUUGGUAAGAGUAACCAAGGGAAGUUUGCACUAGAUGUUGGAGUGAAGUCGUUGAAUCUCUAUAAAGAUUACUUUGACACUCCUUUUCCACUCCCCAAGUUGGAUAUGGUUGCUAUCCCCGAUUUUGCUGCUGGAGCCAUGGAGAACUAUGGAUUGGUCACUUACCGGGAAGUAGCUUUGCUUUUCGAUGACAAGUCUUCAUCAGCAUCCAGCAGACAGAGUGUUGCAAUUACUGUGGCACAUGAAUUGGCUCAUCAAUGGUUUGGCAAUCUUGUAACCAUGGAAUGGUGGACUCACUUGUGGUUAAAUGAGGGAUUUGCCACAUGGGUGAGCCAUCUAGCAGUAGAUUCUUUUUUUCCACAAUGGAAUAUCUGGACACAGUUUCUCGAUAGCACAACCACUGCUCUCAGGCUGGAUUCACUAGAGGCGUCUCAUCCCAUUGAGGUUGAAAUACACCAUGCCAGUGAAGUUGAUCAGAUUUUUGAUGCUAUUAGCUAUGACAAGGGUGCUUCUGUUAUUCGCAUGCUACAAAGUUACCUUGGCGCAGAGCGUUUUCAGAAAGCGAUGGCUUCAUAUAUGAAGAAAUAUGCAUUCUCAAAUGCUAAAACCGAGGACCUGUGGGCUGUUCUUGAAAAGGAAACUGGUGAACCUGUCAAGGAUUUGAUGACUACAUGGACGAAGCAAAAAGGUUAUCCUGUUAUUAAUGCGAAAAUUAAAGGGGAUGACAUAGAGAUUGAGCAGGCCCAGUUUUUGUUAGAUGGGUCCUCUGGCUCUGGCAUGUGGAUUGUCCCUAUAACUUCAGGAUGUGGUGCAUAUGAUACACAGAAAAAGUUCUUGUUGAAACUUAAACGUGAUAAGAUGGUCAUUGGUUCACAAUGUGGUGACCGAAAGAAGGGUGGAAACUUUUGGACUAAGUUGAAUAUAAAUGGAACUGGAUUUUACAGAGUUAAAUAUGACGAUGAGCUUGCAGCUGCACUUCAAAAUGCGUUGGAGACAAAGAAGCUCUCACUAAUGGAUAAAAUUGGCACUGUGGAUGACUUAUAUGCGCUUUCUAUUGCCCGCCAGCAAACAUUUGCGUCGUUGCUACGUUUACUCUACGGUUAUCGUGGGGAAGCUGAUUAUAGUGUUCUUUCACACAUAAACACUGUAACCACAAGUAUAGCUAAAGUAUCUGCUGAUGCUACUCCUGCCUUGGCUGGUGACAUCAAACAACUUUUGAUCAAGAUUCUUUUGUCACCUGCAGAAAAGUUAGGCUGGGACCCCAAGAAGGGUGAAAGCCACCUGGAUGUAAUGCUUAGACCACUGCUGUUGACUGCACUUGUCCAACUUGGACAUGGUAAGACCAUUAAUGAAGGAGUUAGGCGCUUUAACAUCUUCACACGUGAUCGCGGCACUUCUCUUCUUCCUCCGGAUACUAGAAAGGCCGCAUACCUUGCUGUGAUGCAGAAUGUUAGUAGUUCAAACAGAUCCGGUUAUGAUGCUCUCCGAAAAAUCUACAAGGAGUCAGCUGAAGGGGAGGAAAGAUUACAAGUCCUAGGCAUAUUAUCUUCUUGCCGGGAUAAGGGUAUUGUCCUUGAAUCACUGAAUUUAAUUUUCACUAAUGAGGUUCGCAAUCAAGAUGCAUAUAUUCUCCUUAGAGGUAUUCAACCAGAGGCACGUGAAAUUUCGUGGAACUGGUUGAAGGAAAACUGGGAGCGCAUCUCAAGGACGUUUUCCGGGAGCUUGGCGGCGAAUUUUGUUAAAAACAUUGUUCCAUUGGUACAUUUAAUCACAGUUCUAUUGCCAUAUUUCCGUGAUCAUAUUCCCCAGUUUUGCAGGUAUUAUUUCCAUGAGGCCAUAGCUAAUGUGGACUUCCUUGUUUCUUGUCAGUUCACCUCCAACGAGAAGGCGGCAGAGAUCUCCAAGUUCUUUGCAACGCGCACAAAGCCCGGAUUCGAGAGGACGCUGAAGCAGAGCCUUGAAACCGUGCGGAUCAGUGCGAGAUGGGCCGAGGGCAUCAGGAGCGAGCCCGGGCUUUCACAGACGGUGCGCGAGCUCCUGGCCAAGCCCUGACGUGCUGCAGCUAGAGUGCUAGGUUACAGUUGUUGUUGGCAAUAAGAAUGCAUUUGUGCCUUAUCAUGUGUGGAAACUGUGGUUUGAGAUGAUAUUUGGUUGUACAUUUGUAGUGGUGGUGGUAGUGAGUCAGCUGAUGCCAGUUUGUAGCCAAAUCAUUGAUUGUUAUGCAUAUGGUGCAAACGGGUUGUAUGAAGAAUGAUAAUGUCAAGGAGGAACUAGGUAGCAUAUCCAUUAAAAGGAAAUUCAGGCAAAACAAAGAAAAUUUUGGCAAA
This is a messenger RNA of Triticum aestivum (bread wheat), 3539 nucleotides long. Its product is annotated as aminopeptidase M1-C. The coding region runs from base 358 to 3264 and encodes 968 amino acids. The transcript has 19 exons. Gene Ontology annotation, biological process: peptide catabolic process; proteolysis. Gene Ontology annotation, molecular function: peptide binding; metalloaminopeptidase activity; zinc ion binding. The record is from RefSeq and is a predicted model, not a curated record. NCBI's taxonomy places the organism in Eukaryota, Viridiplantae, Streptophyta, Magnoliopsida, Poales, Poaceae. Gene Ontology annotation, cellular component: membrane; cytoplasm.